AUUUGCUUCCAGGAGAUGGCAGUAGUGCAACAAAAAGAACCCAGUUGUGCUAGUUGUAGGGAAACGACAAAGAAGAAGAAGACCAUCAUGGCGUCAGCGAGCAGUGAUGAGUGGAGAACUGUUUGCGACAAAUUCACCAACGCCCAAAACCUUACUGUUGUAGAAUCACGAAAUGACCCUGAGAAUGACCCGUUCCGCUCCAAAUACAAGGCCAGGGAGCUCCUCAGAGAGAUACACUGCUCGCUUAAGAGUUUCGAGGCCGGCGAAGGUGAAGCGGAAAGCGGUGAAGAGAUCGGCGACCAGCGGCCGAUAGAGCCGCCGGUGGACGGACAGAGGGAGGACGGGUUCGGUCAGGGCUUCAGCGGCGACUCGCCUGCCGGGCUGCGGGCCGCUAAACUCGGGGCUGUGGAGUACUAUCUGGGCGUCAACCAUGUUGACACAGAGGAGCUGUCAGCCGGACAGGAGCAUCUGAUGAACUGCAUGAAACAGCUUGAGAGAUGCAGAGUGUCGUCGGAGAAUGUGUCGCUGUUUAUCCAUGUCAGGAACCAGUUGGGUAUCCUGUGGGCAGGCCGGGAUGAGACGGAGACAGCUCAGGGAUUCCUUGAAACAGCAGAAUCCAUCUACCAACGUUAUAUAAAGGAGGACGGGAGUCCACCCACUGAUAUGGCAGAGUACUUCACUACUGAAGAGAAGCUGCUGACGCAUCAGGAAAGGACCAAGAGGUUUGAGUUGGCCUACACCCAUACCAUGUACUACCUUGCUCAAGUCUAUAAAAACCUUGGUGAAACUGAGCGUGCUGCUACCUACUGCCACAGCACCCUGCAGAGACAGUUGCAGUUAAAUCAGUACAGUCCAAUGGAGUGGGCUCUGAACGCUGCUACACUAUCACAGUAUUACAUCACUAAGGGCCGAUACAUGGAAGGCAGACAUUGCCUCUCAGCAGCUACUGUCAUAUCAGGUUUGGCAGGAGAGGUUCCUUCUGAGGCAGCAGCACAGGAGAGUGAGACAGAGAGUGAGCGUAGGGAGCAGCUCAUGCAGAAGAGGGCCGAGAUUGCGAGAUGUUGGAUCAAAUACUGUCUCAAUGUCCUGCAGGACUCUAAGAAGCUGCUAGAGGACAGCAUCGGGGAGCUGGAUACUGAUCGUCAAGAAGAGUUGAAAAGAGCGAGGAGACGUGAAGAGGAGGAGGAAGAGAAGGGCAGGAAGAGCGCUCUGCUGUUUGGCUCUGAAGACACCUUUGACUCCAUUGCUAGCCUGGAAGAGAAGGUGCGCUGUUUGUUACCAUUGGACUUCGCUGAGGCCAGAGCUGUAUUUCUGGUGGGACAGAAUUAUGUCACGCAGGCCAAGGAGUACUUUCAGAUGGACGGCUAUGUGACGGACCACAUAGAGAUCUUGCAGGAUCACAGUGCUCUGUUCCGGGCCCUGGCUUUCUUUGAAGAGGAUCUGGAGCGGCGCUGCAAAAUGCACAAACGCAGAGUGGACAUGCUGGAGCCAAUCUGCAAUGACUUGAACUCCCGGUACUACCUAAUGAUCCGCAGACAGAUGAUGUUUGAGUUGGCUGAGAUCUACAAUGAAAUGAUGGACCUGAAAUUGACACUGGCCAACAGACAAGCUGAUACACAGUCUCUAGAUAACCACACUAUUAAGAAAUUCAACCAUCUCUGCUCUGCCUCUGCCAAAUACUUCCAGAUGUUCCUAGACUCUCUGUGUUCUCCAGAGGGGAAGAUUCCGGAGCACCUUGAGGAGGAGGUGCUCAGACCGGCUCUGGUGGCCCGCUUCAGAUUGGCCCGACUCCACAGCCGGCUUAUCAGCUCUUCAGUCUCUGUUCAGCUGGAAAACCUUGACAAGUCUCUGGAAAACUACAAUUAUGUGGUGCAGUACUGUGAGGCCCACCCUGAGGCAAAAGCCGCUGUGGAGACGGAGCUAGAGCUGAGUACGGAGAUGGUCGGUCUGCUCCCUCUCAAAAUCAAUCGCCUCAAAGUUAAGAUGACUGCAAACAACUGAAGGACGCCACUGCUCACUGACUGAGUUAUUGUUUGACUGAAAGUGUUGAAUCCAUCCAAAUGAGGCAUGCUGCUUCCACAGGACCUUUUAACAUAUUACACGCUGUACAUAUGUGCUCCCCUCUGUGAAGUAAAAUGUGUGGUCAAUUUACUUUUAAUUCAAAUGGCACCGUAAAUUUACUCACUUCAAAAUUAAUUUGACAAUGUCUUUCUCAUAGUACUAAUACAUAAUUAGAAUAGUUGAUGAUAUCUUUUCAACACUUUGAAGUGAAUGUGGGUUGACCCAGACCUGGUUUUUCUCUUUACAUCGAUUCUUUCUUCCCACUCAGAGUGGUGUGAAGAAAUCUUUGUUGAUCUAUCGCUAAAAUGCUCCCUUUGCAAGAAAAAAUAAAAACUAGCUGCUUGGACUAAGGCAGUCCCCUUAACAUCCUUGAGUUGGCUAUGUACAUAACAGAUUUUUAUUUUAUAUUGUGUCAUUUCAUUUUAUUUUACAGUCCUAUGUGACCAUAGUCUGAUGCAUACUUGUUUUCUAUUGUUAAUCAUAUUGGUUUUCAUUUAAUGUGGCUUCAUUUUGUGUAAAGCCCUCUAGCACACUAAAAUUAUUUCUUUUAGCUACUUUAUGUCUCUGAUGGUUAAACAAUUGUUGAGGCCUACUGUAACCAGGGUUAGUGUUGUAAUAUGCAGGCAAUGAUGAAGAAACUUAAAUAUAAACCAUCUUCUGUACCACAUA
Messenger RNA from Perca fluviatilis (European perch), 2730 nucleotides. Its product is annotated as kinesin family binding protein. The coding region runs from base 16 to 2001 and encodes 661 amino acids. The transcript has 13 exons. Lineage: Eukaryota; Metazoa; Chordata; Actinopteri; Perciformes; Percidae. Gene Ontology annotation, molecular function: protein binding. The record is from RefSeq and is a predicted model, not a curated record.